GCUAGUUCAGUACGUCGUGGUCCCGGCUAGCGUACGGUCCCAGGGAUUUUUUUCUCGUGGUUAAUAAUCUAGUUAUUAUAAAAACUGUCGCGAGUUUUAUAUAAAUUGUUACUUAUAUACAAAAUAAAUAGUUAAAAUGAUAAUUAAAAAUAGCAUUAAAUAAUUUUUGUUAAGUCAUUGAGUUUAUUAGCUCUCUAUUUACACAAUUAAUUGCUGUUGAUAAGAAGAGAAAGAAGAGAAAGAAAGGGAAGUUGUUGUUUUGGCGAAUCAGCGCGGAAGUGGCUGCGAGUUUGCAGCGAUCGUGGGGAAAGGAAAAGCCGAGAGCGGGAGAGAAAAAUAAAGAGGGAGAUAUAGGAUAAUAAAAGGCAAAUAAGGAGUAAAGUGCGCUGUCGAUCGUACGGUUCAAAGCAGCUCUUGAUGACCAUAUUUAAAUAUUUUCUAUUGUAAAAAUAUUGAGUAAACUUUUUUGAUGUAAAGUACGGAAAGUUAUUUCACAAACUCAUCAUAUUCACUGAUUGUUUGAUACAGUGAUUGUAAAGAAGGAAACAAGUCAAAUAAAAGAUAAAAGUGCGCGUGAAUCUCUGUUAUCAUCCAAAGACUUGGAUCAGAUAUGCGGAAGAAAAUUUAUCAGUUUUAUUGACAGUUCACGUUUUUCAGUGCGGGAUAAGUGACGAGGUCGAGAAUAAAUAGUGUUUGCGCAAAGGAUGUGCUGAUAUUAUUUUUACUCAUUGGAUUACCAUGCUCGACGCGGCCACAUGGCACAGGUGGCUGCAGUACGAAGUUGAAGGUAUUCUAAAGGCGAGACACGACUGGACAAGGUAUGUCCCAGAAAUAGCCAAGAGAAUUCAAUCAUCUUCUUGUAGAAGUCAGCCUACCAUGUUGUUCAGGUGAGCGGGAGGGAGGCGCUGACCGGUGGCGGCGGCGGCCAUGCGCCCCGGCCCGCCAUCACCGAGCCGCCGCAGGCCUCCCCGUCGCCAGCAUUUGUCUGACCCAAAGAUCCAUCAUCAUCAUCAGCGUAGCCAAGAUUCAGGAGGUGGUUGCACAAGCAUUCAAGCAAUUUUAUUGCUACUGUUGUUAGUGUCCAGCUCCUGUCAUGCUCUUAUAGAGCCAGUACUUGGAGACCUUCACCAACGUCUAGAUCAUCAACGAUCACUAUCCUCAACGCUUACUUCAACAUUAGGCUCAUCUUCCUCUUGGUCUAAUUUAACUAUUCAAGCCAAUCGAAAGCCUCAAAAUCUUACUAUUGGAUACCUUACUGCCAUCAAAGGUGGAUUGAAAGAAAGGCAAGGUUUAGCUAUCUCUGGAGCUAUUUCUAUGGCACUUGAUGAGAUCAAUAAUGAUCCAAACAUUUUGCCAAAUGUAAAGCUGGUGAUGAAAUGGGUCGAUACAAAGGGAGAGACUGUUGAGACAACCAAGGCAAUGAUUGAUAUGAUUUGCGAAGGGGUCGCGGCUUUUUUUGGGCCAGAAGGAUCCUGUCACGUUGAGGCUAUUGUUGCUCAGUCAAGGAACAUACCUAUGAUCAGCUAUAAAUGUAGCGAUUAUAAAGCUUCGAAGGUGACAACCUUCGCUCGAACAGAACCACCAGACACCCAAGUAACAAAAUCAGUGGUUGCUCUUCUUCUGCAUUAUGGAUGGACAAAAUUUUCAAUCAUCACGGAGGACGCAUGGUCGACGGUGGCAAAAUCAUUGGAGAACCAGGCAGUGAAGAACAAUCUGACGAUCAAUCAUUUCAGGACGGUGGAUGACCGGCACAAAUGCUGUGAGGAGAAGCUUCCUUGCUGUCAAGGAGUCUGGUUUCAGCUGAUUCAGGAGACGAAGAAUAUGACGAGAAUUUACGUCUUCAUGGGUACGGCCAUAUCGCUCAUAGACAUGAUGAACGCGAUGCAGAACCAGCGGUUACUGGACAACGGCGAGUAUAUGGUGAUCCAUGUCGACAUGAUGACUUAUUCGCCGAAAGAAGCACGGAAGUACUUAUGGGGACCGCAACAACAAACCGACCUGAAGUCAUGUUACGAGAUCAAGGAUUUUGUGAAACGUGCACGUUCUCUUCUCGUCGUAGCUUUGACGCCCCCAGCUCAAAGUUACGAAGAAUUCACGAAAAAAGUACGAGAAUAUACCAGCAAGGAGCCUUUCAACUUCCCUAUUCCAGAUAUUUUUCAUCUUAAAUUCGAGAAAUACAUUUCCAUUCAUGCGGCCUAUCUCUAUGACUCGGUAAAGCUUUAUGCAUCUGCACUUGAUCAACUAUUACGCGAACAACCUGAUCAUUCACUUGAAGAAGUAGCUAGUAAUGGAACAAAAAUAAUUGAAACAAUUAUCCGCAAGCAUACAUAUCUGAGCGUCAGUGGUCAGACAAUAAAACUUGAUCAGCACGGUGACUCUGAAGGCAACUUUUCUGUACUUGCUUUGAAAAAGGAAUUCUUUCAAUUCAACAAUUUUUCAUGUGACUAUCAAAUGAAGCCUGUUGGUCAAUUUCAACGUGGUGAAGUUCUAGUAUACAGACCAUCGGAAUCAAUGGAAUGGCCAGGUAAAAAUAAACCUGAAGCAGAGCCAGGCUGUGGUUUUUUGAAUGAACAUUGUCCUAAAGAUGACACCCACAUGCAUAGUAUCGUCGCAGCAGCAGUGCUAGCGAUCCUUUUAUUCUGUGCUGCCGUCAUUACUGUCAGCAUUUACAGGCGAUGGAAAAUUGAACAAGAGAUUGAAGGUCUUCUUUGGAAAAUUGAUCCUAGUGAUAUUCACGGCUAUCCUCAUCUCGAUAAUCUCAUGUCCUCACCAAGUAAGUUAAGUUUAGUUAGUGCAAUGUCUUAUGAAUCGAGAUGUGGAGGCCAAGUGUUUGCACAAACUGGGCAUUAUCAUGGAGUAGUUGUGCGAAUAAAAGAGCUUAAAUUCUCAAAGAAAAAGGAUAUCUCGCGGGAUGUAAUGAAAGAGAUGCGUGUGUUACGUGAAAUUCGACACGGAAAUCUCAAUUCAUUUAUUGGUGCAGUUGUUGAGCCAAUGAGAAUAUUAUUAAUUACCGAUUAUUGUGCCAAAGGAAGUCUUUACGAUAUCAUUGAAAAUGAAGAUAUAAAAUUAGACGAUAUGUUCAUUGCAUCAUUAGUACAUGAUCUCAUUAAGGGUAUGCUAUACAUUCAUGAGUCGUCCGUGCUAGUCUGUCAUGGUAAUUUGAAGUCUUCCAACUGCGUCGUGACUUCCCGAUGGGUUCUCCAAGUCUCAGAUUUUGGUCUUCAUGACAUGAGGCAUUGUGCCGAGUCCGAUAGUAUCGGUGAACAUCAGUAUUAUCGAAAUUUGUUUUGGAAAGCGCCAGAAUUACUUCGAGAUCCAAAUGCCCCUAUCAGAGGUACGCAAGAAGGAGACAUUUAUUCAUUUGCCAUAAUUCUGUUCGAAAUGAUCGGACGGAAAGGUCCCUAUGGAGGAGUAAAUUUAGAACCCAAAGAAAUUAUAGACAGAGUAAAGAAAUAUCCGGAAGAUGGUGAGCCACCAUUUAGACCCAACAUAGAUAUUUUAUCAGAAUCUGAAGCAGAUUGUGCUGACUACAUUGUAAACACAAUAACUGAAUGUUGGGCAGAAAGUCCGGAAUUGAGACCUGACUUUAAAACGAUCCGGACACGACUGAAGAAGAUGAAGGCUGGCAGACAUCGUAAUAUUAUGGAUCAGAUGAUGGACAUGAUGGAAAAAUAUGCAAACAACCUCGAAGAUCUAGUCAGUGAGCGCACGCGCCUUCUCUUCGAGGAGAAACAGAAGACAGAAGAUUUACUGCAUAGAAUGUUGCCUGAACCCGUAGCUAAUUGUUUAACAAAUGGAAUUGGUGUGGAACCGGAAGCGUUUGAUUAUGUUACGAUAUAUUUUAGUGAUAUCGUAGGAUUUACAGCAAUGUCAGCAGAGAGUACACCCUUUCAGGUCGUUAACUUUCUUAACGAUUUAUACACUCUUUUCGAUCGUAUCAUAAAAGGCUAUGACGUUUAUAAAGUAGAAACUAUUGGUGAUGCAUACAUGGUGGUAUCUGGACUUCCGAUAAAGAAUGGGAAUAGGCAUGCUGGGGAAAUUGCUUCAAUGUCUUUAGAACUGCUUAAUGCAGUAAAGCAACAUACUAUUGCCCAUAGGCCUAAUGAUACUUUGAAAUUACGAAUAGGAAUUCAUACAGGUCCUGUAGUAGCAGGGGUAGUAGGAUUAACAAUGCCACGUUAUUGUCUCUUCGGAGAUACAGUUAACACAGCUUCGAGAAUGGAAUCAACUGGAGAACCACUAAGGAUUCAUAUAAGUGCUCAAUGUAAAGAAGCUUUGGAUAAAAUUGGCGGAUAUGUUACUGAAGAACGUGGCAUGGUACAUAUGAAAGGCAAAGGAGAGGUCAAGACUUAUUGGCUCGUUGACGCUAAUGAAAGAGCAAUACAAAAACGAGAGGUUGAUAUCAACGAUCUUCCACCGCUAUUCUGUCGACCACGAAGAAGUCCAAAAUUGAAUCCAGACUCGCGACAAGCUUCUCUACUAGGUGGACUUGGUGCAGGAAGUAGAAGACAAUCAAGUGUCCCUAGACCUACAGCUGAAGAUUCCAUAUCACAAUGUGGAAAUUCUAGCCCGCUUCCACGACCGGUAAGACGUGGGAAAUAUGAACGAUCUCCACCUUUUCUAAUGGACAGCAUUUCCCGAAAUACUUUAGAUAAUGAAACAGUGCGCGAAAGAGCCGAGUGUCGUGCUGCAAAUAUAAAACUUGCACUUGAUGAUUUAUUUCUUGAGCCUGGUGGGAAAAGUGAGAAGAACACAAGAGUUUUGUCAACCAUAGCUUCAUCUUCAACAACAAGUGAUUAUCCAUCUCAAACGAUGAUUCGGGAGUCACGAUCUUUGGACCCUUUUCCUUUAGAGUUUGGACGAAGAGAUUCACCGCAAAUGUUAACUUGUAAAGAAAUGCGAAAAAUAUUUAGAUCUUUAGAAAACUGUGACAAAUAUUUCAGAAAUCUUUCGAAAGAUCAAUUAACAGAAAAACUUUUAAAUAACAAUUAUCCUAAUGGAAAUAUUAUUCUUGUACCGGGUACAAAUGACAAUUCAGUUAAUGAAGAGGCUGAAGAACCCCUUCUUGGUGAAGAAACUGUUUGUGCAGGUGAUGUAGUACCUGUAAAAAGAUGGAGAUCGUUAGAUCAAGUAGUGCCAACUCCUCCGAAUGAUACAGUUCCUGAUAAAAAAUCAUCAGCAAGAAAUUCAAUCAGGAGUUGGCUUAUGAAUUUAUUUAAUGGUAAUGGCUUGAGAAACAGCGAUGUUUCUUUAAGGCGAGGAGUUAUUACUGGCUAUGAUAUUCAAUCAGAGCGUGAGAGCAUUGUGUAAAUAAAUUUAAAAAAUACUUGUUAUUAAUGAUUAUUUUCAUCGUGUUAGAAAAACAAAUUUUAAGUCAAUCAGUUGAUUAGUACUUUUAUAGUCAUGCGAAAUUAUUAUUUUUUAUAUUUGCCAAUUAAAAAUCAAUAAUUUCAUAUUAAUAUUUACUGAUUGAUGUAUGAAAACAUAAUUUAUUUAGACUUUUCUAAAAGAUUGUUAGAAUAAAAAUGAGACUAGAAAUUUUGGCGAUGUAAUCAAACUAAAUGAUAAGUAAUUACUUAAUUAAUCAAUUUAUUGAUCAGUUUUAUUACAUAUAUACUGAACUUUGUACGUUGUUAAAGUUUAAAAGAUAAGGGUUAUACAUAGAAAUAGUUUAAUUACAAGCCAAUUAAAUAAUCAAUAUAUUUUGUUGCCAUUCAAAUACUCUUAUGUCAAUUUAUUUAAAAAAAAUAGCAGUUUAAUAAAAAUAUUAACGAUGUAAAAAUCCCACAAAUGAUAAAUUAAUUAUUUAAUUGAUCAAUUGAUUGAUAAAGUAAUUAAUAGCUUUGUUGCCAUUUAAACCUUUUUUUUUUCAUUUUUAUGAUAAAUUAAACUCGUUAGGAUUUAAGUACGUGCAAUGUGUAUGAAAGUUACCGAAAAGUGUAUAUUUUUUAAAUAUUUUGUAAUUUGUACUGGAAAGAAAAAGAAAUAGUUUGAAAGUAAUUAUUUUAUUUUAUUGUAUAUUUUUUUUAUUUUCUCGUGACACGCGAGUGCGAUAAGUUUUUUAAUUUGUCUGACGGAUGUUGUUUCGUCACAACCAAAGUAAAAAUGGACAAACGAGAGUAUGGAAGUAAGAGAGAAUGAAUGUUAAAGAUAUUCUUUCUGUUUAUAUGAAUAUAAUGUUGCUAAAUGAAUGAUAAAAAAGAAUCAUCAUUGUAUAAUCGAUUACUUUUAAUAUUUAGAUAAGUAUAUAUGCAAAAAAUAUUAUAAAUAUAUAGAUAUAACUAUAUAUAUAUAUAUACAUGAAUAUAUAUAUUUUUUUUUGUUCACUGAAGGAAAGCAAAUUAUCCGUAUGGCUGUGAAAAGUGAACUAGAUUGUACCUAAGGUGCUUAGUAAUAUAUCAAUGAUGUCAAAUGUAUAUAACUGAUAAAUAAUAAUGAAAAAAUGAAUAAUUAUUA
This is a messenger RNA of Chelonus insularis, 6456 nucleotides long. RefSeq names its product receptor-type guanylate cyclase Gyc76C-like. Gene Ontology annotation, molecular function: guanylate cyclase activity; ATP binding; peptide receptor activity. Gene Ontology annotation, cellular component: plasma membrane. The coding region runs from base 928 to 5310 and encodes 1460 amino acids. The transcript has 19 exons. Gene Ontology annotation, biological process: protein phosphorylation; intracellular signal transduction; receptor guanylyl cyclase signaling pathway. The record is from RefSeq and is a predicted model, not a curated record. NCBI's taxonomy places the organism in Eukaryota, Metazoa, Arthropoda, Insecta, Hymenoptera, Braconidae.